GUCGGCCUCCGUCAGGCGAGGUAGCUACUCCUUACUUGGUCCAAAUUUCUCACUAUUGCUCUCACUUUUGUGAGUGUGGUGUAUAGUGUAGUGAUAGUGGGUAGUGUUGUGGAGGUGGAGGCGACGCUAGAGCAGGAGAGAUGCCCCGUGUCAAAGGCGAGAAGGGCCAGUCGGCCAUUGAUAAGGUGGUGACCCGGGAGUACACCAUAAAUAUGCACAAGCGGCUGUAUGGUGUAUCUUUCAAGAAGAGAGCUCCCCGUGCUAUUAAGGAAAUUCGCAAAUUUGCCAAGAAGCAAAUGAACACAGAGGAUGUGCGCAUUGAUACCAGAUUGAAUAAGCACAUUUGGUGCCGUGGCAUCAGGAAUGUUCCAUUCCGGAUUCGUGUUCGUCUCUCGCGUCGUCGUAACGAAGAUGAAGAUUCGACACAACCCUUUUACACUCUAGUUACGUUUGUGCCUGUUGCUUCAUUCAAAGGACUUGGAACUGAAAAUGUCGAUGAAGGUUCCGAUGAUUGAAUGUUGAACCAAUAAAAGAAAAAAAAUUUA
This is a messenger RNA of Procambarus clarkii (red swamp crayfish), 545 nucleotides long. Its product is annotated as large ribosomal subunit protein eL31-like. Gene Ontology annotation, biological process: cytoplasmic translation. NCBI's taxonomy places the organism in Eukaryota, Metazoa, Arthropoda, Malacostraca, Decapoda, Cambaridae. Gene Ontology annotation, molecular function: structural constituent of ribosome. Gene Ontology annotation, cellular component: cytosolic large ribosomal subunit; ribosome. The record is from RefSeq and is a predicted model, not a curated record.